AUGGAUGAAGAGUACGAUGUGAUAGUGCUCGGAACCGGUCUCAAGGAGUGCAUCCUCAGCGGUCUUCUCUCUGUCGAUGGCCUUAAGGUUUUGCACAUGGACCGCAAUGACUACUAUGGUGGGGAAUCAACUUCACUGAAUCUUAUUCAGCUUUGGAAGAGGCUUAGGGGAGGUGACAAGCCUCCAGAUCAAUUGGGUGCUAGCAGAGAAUAUAAUGUUGAUAUGAUCCCAAAGUAUAUUAUGGCAAAUGGUGUUCUUGUUCGUGUCCUAAUUCAUACCAAUGUAACUAAGUAUUUGUCCUUCAAAGCUGUUGAUGGCAGCUUUGUGUACAACAAAGGGAAGAUUCACAAGGUGCCUGCAACUGAUAUGGAGGCCCUCAGAUCUCCUCUCAUGGGCAUCUUUGAAAAGAGGCGUGCAAGGAAAUUUUUCAUUUAUGUCCAAGAUUACAAAGAAAAUGAUCCAAAGACUCACGAAGGCAUGGAUUUGGCAAGAGUUACUACUAAAGAACUCAUUGCAAAGUAUGGCCUUGAUGACAACACGGUUGACUUCAUUGGUCACGCACUAGCUCUCCAUAGAGAUGACAAUUACUUAAAGGAACCAGCAUUAGAUACUGUGAAAAGGAUGAAGCUUUAUGCAGAGUCUCUGGCACGUUUUGCUGGAGGGUCACCAUACAUCUAUCCUUUGUAUGGCCUUGGAGAGCUUCCCCAGGCGUUUGCUCGUCUAAGUGCUGUAUAUGGUGGAACUUACAUGUUGAGCAAACCUGAGUGCAAGGUCGAGUUUGAUGAGGAAGGCAAGAUGUGUGGCGUUACAUCAGAAGGGGAAACAGCUAAGUCUAAAAAAGUUGUAUGUGAUCCCUCGUACCUUCCAAACAAGGUUAAGAAGGUUGGCAAAGUAGCUAGAGCUAUAGCUAUCAUGAGCCAUCCUAUUCCAAGCACCAAUGAUUCCAAUUCAGCACAAGUUAUCCUACCCCAGAAGCAGCUGGGUCGCAAAUCCGACAUGUAUUUGUUUUGUUGCUCAUAUUCUCACAAUGUUGCCCCAAAAGGAAAAUACAUUGCUUUUGUCUCGACUGAAGCAGAAACUGAUAACCCCCAGAGUGAACUCAAACCUGGUACUGAUCUUCUAGGAGGUGUGGAUGAGAUUUUCUUUGAGACUUAUGAUCGAUUUGAACCAGCCAACAAGCCUUCUCUAGACAAUUGCUUCAUAACAACAAGUUAUGAUGCAACCACUCACUUUGAGUCCACCGUCGAUGAUGUGCAGAAUAUGUAUACCUUGAUUACAGGAAAGGUUCUUGAUCUUAAUGUUGACUUAAGUGCUGCAAGUGCUGCUGAAGAAUGAGAAUGUUGGUUGUUCUAUGCUUUUAUCCUACUAAUGUCUUAUGGAUGCAAGAAUUUGCCUUGUAAAAUCCGAG
Messenger RNA from Salvia splendens (bonfire salvia), 1408 nucleotides. RefSeq names its product guanosine nucleotide diphosphate dissociation inhibitor 2. Gene Ontology annotation, molecular function: Rab GDP-dissociation inhibitor activity. NCBI's taxonomy places the organism in Eukaryota, Viridiplantae, Streptophyta, Magnoliopsida, Lamiales, Lamiaceae. The record is from RefSeq and is a predicted model, not a curated record. The coding region runs from base 1 to 1335 and encodes 444 amino acids. Gene Ontology annotation, cellular component: cytoplasm. Gene Ontology annotation, biological process: protein transport; small GTPase-mediated signal transduction; vesicle-mediated transport. The transcript has 13 exons.